Molecule: messenger RNA, 6188 nt
Organism: Anopheles moucheti
Lineage: Eukaryota; Metazoa; Arthropoda; Insecta; Diptera; Culicidae
Product: adenomatous polyposis coli protein-like
Exons: 4
Coding region: 1-5850 (1949 amino acids)
Biological process (GO): cell migration; cell fate specification; Wnt signaling pathway
Cellular component (GO): catenin complex; beta-catenin destruction complex; cytoplasmic microtubule
Molecular function (GO): beta-catenin binding; microtubule binding; gamma-catenin binding
Source: RefSeq, a predicted model, not a curated record
AUGCCGAAACCGUCGGAGGAAAGUUACGGCUCGCUCGGAAAGCCGGAUUCAUCCCUGGACGAUGAUUUCGAGCUGGACGAGCUGGCCGUAUCGCGGAAGCCACAUUUUCUCGACUACGACAACAAACCACCGGCGGAGCUGGUCGAGCAGCACCAUUGUUGGAAUGGAGCCGGUAAGGAAGAGGAGAUGGUGGUUGGGGAGGAGAAGAAGCAAGAGGAGGACGUGCCGUUCGGCACAGCGGUGUGUGAACAUUCGUUCCUUUACCAGCGUACACCGGUGGCACCAGAAGGAACGGCCACCAUACCGAUCAUGAAUGUAUCGUACGAUGUAACUACAGCAACUGUCACCACACUAAACAUCCUGCCGGCCAAGAAACAGGGUGGCGUGGUAAACGGUACACGAGGCGGAGGUGGUACCUGGCCACUAAAAGAACGGCCCGUAGCAAUGUCACCACGACGGCAACAGCAACAAGAGCAACAACCCCAGCAGCAACAUCAUUCGCUGAAUCGGGGCGAGUUGGGUGAGGUUGGUCCGAAGAUGGAGUGUGUCUACUCGUUACUGUCCAUGCUCGGGUCGACGAACGUGCUCGAGAUGUCCUGUAAGUUUCUAGAGCUGUCACGUAACGAGGAAAAGUGUUCCGCACUGCGCCGUUCCGGCUGUGUCCCACUGCUGGUGCACAUCAUACACAACGAACCGAACGAGGUGGCACGCCGGAACGCGCGCCAUGCACUGGUGAAUGUGGUUCGAUGCAAUGUGGACGAAGGAUCGGCUCGGCGGGAGCUCAAAGUGCUCCGACUGAUCGAUCAGCUAAUCGACUAUACCGACUUGCUGAAGGAGCAAACGCGCGAAAACGGUCGCCCGGAAGUGGAAGACACGGUACUGCUGGAAAAGGAACCGCCGGUCGGAAGCGGAUCAACGACGGCACCGGAUCCGGAACGUCAUCCGAUACAGGCGAUAGGGACGCUUGCUAAGAUAAGUUACGACGAGGAGCACCGGCACGCCAUGUGUCAGUUCGGUGCGCUGCAAACGAUCGCUUCCCUCAUCCAGCUGGACCAUCACGCGCACGGUAGCGCAACACCCGAUGCGCUGAAAUGCGUGGAGAUGCGCCGGUACGCCAGCAUGGUACUGACCAACCUUACGUUCGGGCAAGGCAACAAUAAAGCACUGCUGUGUUCGAACCGCGAGUUUAUGCGGUCGCUGGUGUCGCAGCUUAGCUGCACCGAGCUGGUACAGGUGACCGCGUCCGUGCUGCGCAAUCUAUCCUGGCGCGCGGACGCCAUCACGAAGCAGACGCUGGUCGAGAUCGAAACGGUAACGCUGCUGAUGGAGGCGGCCAUGCGCUGCACGGUGGAAAACACGCUCAAAUCGAUCCUGUCCGCGCUCUGGAACUUGUCCAACCAUUGCGCACAGAAUCGGGCCAAAGUUUGUGAGGUUACCGGUGCGCUUGAGUUUCUGAUCGAUCUGCUCACGUACGAAGCGCCGAGCAAGACGUGGAGCAUUGUGGAGAACGCGGGCGGCAUACUGCGCAACGUCUCUAGUCAUAUCGCACAGUGCGAACAGUUUCGACGGGUACUGCGGGAGAAGCAGUGCCUGAAGUUGCUGCUCGAUCAGCUCAAAUCGCCCAGUCUGACGGUGGUGAGCAAUGCGUGCGGUACGCUUGGGAACCUGUCGAGCGAGAACGAUGACGAUCAGCGUUUCCUCCGGGAGCACGGUGCAAUACCGAUGCUGCGUUCGCUCAUCUACAGCAAGCACAACAUCAUCUCGAACGGAUCGCGGCUGGCGUUGAAGAAUCUUCAGCAGCAGCAGCAGCAGCAGUCGCAGCGUCCACCGGUAGCACCCGCGACGAACCUUCACGAGACGCACCCGGAUGCACCGGGAUGGAACGGGAAGGUGGAUGGUGUGAUAGUCCAACCCGGCAAGGGUGGCGGUGGAUUGCCGGGGUUGAAUGUAAGGAAGCAACGUGCCAUGGAGCAGGAGCUGGGUUGUGCUUUUUAUCGGAAGCAAACCGACACAGCGCAGGAGACGGUUGGUGAGGAGGUGAACACGGUGGGGGACGGUGGGUCGUCACCGGAUCGCGACCCGGAGCCGGAAACGCCCAUCAACUAUGGUUUAUCGGAGGAACGUUUGCAUCAGCACUCGUACGAUUACCAGGUAACGGACAUUGAUCAGCUGACGGACUAUUCGCUGAGGUACGCCGAAAAUCAGUCCGACUCGGAAGAGGAGGACGAGGAGGAAAAGGACGAUGAAAGGGGGGUGACGUAUCGGCGGCGAGCGAGCGGAACCGGCGAUCCGUCGGUGAACGUACUGAUGCCGGAAGAUUCGGUGAAAUGUUAUUACACCGAGGGUACGCCUCAGAUAAUCUCAAGCGCCACCUCGAUGAGUGAUCUGCGUGCGGUUGUGUCGGGAUCGCAGAUGAAACCGGUGGAGGCGGAAUCGGCUGCCACGACGGUGGUCGUCGUGGCAUCCGACGAAGGUAUGGUGGGGGUGCCGGUGAUCAAGUCGAACCCGAUCCCGAUCGGACGCGGGCUGGCCGUUGGUGACGAUAUGGGCUGCAACACGCCGGACAAACCGUACAACUACUGCGAGGAAGGCACGCCAGACUUUAGCCGCGAGGCAUCGCUCAGUAUAAUCGAUUUGUCGCACCAUCCGGACGAACGUAGGGCCGACGAGAAGCAACAGCAUCAGCAACGUGAGCUCGAUAAGCAUCAGCAGCAGCAGCAGCAGCAGCAGCAGCAGCACACGAAACUACCCACCCCAACGGCAGUAGUUGUCGGCGAUCCGAACGGAAGCAUUUCUGGUCCGGUGGGGAAAUCGGUUUCGUUUCUCAAUACCGGUGGUGCCGACGAAACGCCGCUAAUGUUUUCUCGCACCAGCUCGAUGGGUUCGUUAUCGAGCGCUGAGCCGGCCUGCACCGACGACAAGAGCUCGAUCGUGAGCGAGUUUAGCCGGAUGGCGUCCGGUGUGAUGUCACCGUCCGAGCUGCCCGAUUCGCCGACCCAAACGAUCCCACAUUCACCGCAUCCGCAGCCAAAGCGACCGAUGCUGGCGAAGACACUGCCGCCGGACGAGAACGGAGAGGGCCGCACCAGGGACUGUGGGAAUGGUCGUGUCGGGGGCGAUGAUGGUGUGGGUGCGUUCGCGGAUACGGUCAGCAAGUUUAACGUCGAACACACGCCGGCACAGUUUUCGUGCGCCACAAGCCUCAGCAACCUUAGCCUGGAGGAGAAGGACGAAAUAAAGCAGGAGGUGGAACAGCAGCAACAUCAUCACGGGUUGUUGGAGACUCGAAUGGAGGACACCGAUGGUGUACCAUCGCAACCACCAGUGCUGCCCAAUCCGGCGGAUGUACUGCUCGGUAUGAUGAACGGCACGACAAACGCCACUACCACUGACGAGGGUCACGCAUCCGAUGUGGACUCAGAUGCGGGUGGCGGUGAGGAUGACGAACUGCUCGCAUCGUGUAUCAGUAUUGGCAUGAACAGUGUCGCUGCGCGCAGUGUUGCCAAACAGCAAAGCUCGUUCCAGGCGGGUUCGUUGCAGUCACUCAGGUAUCGGGAUGGUAACGAGGCGGGAAACGAUUCGGACGACAGCUCCAACCUCUCCGACAGCAAUGACCUGCUGGAGGAGUGCAUCUUGAGCGGUAUGCCAAAGCCGAAACAGCAGUCCCAUCCGCUGAUGCCACCGGGCGGGCCCGUGGUGAAGGAGAACCCGUUCAAAAUGAUGCGCACAAACCAUACGAUGGUGGCACCGGCAAACGAUGAGCUGAACCCGUUCCACAUUGAGGAUAGCCCGUGCAAUUUCUCCACCAUCUCAGCACUGUCCGAGCUGACGAUGGCAUCCGACACGAAUGCAACCUCGAUGCACGACAAAUCUCUCGAAAGCAUCGACCGUGAGCUGAUUGAUUCCCUGGUGAAGGAUGGCUUUCCGAAGAAGCGGGAGCUGGUGGUCAGUUCACCGUCGAUCGAGUCCGAAACGGACGAUCAUUUGCUGGACGAAGCAAUUGCAGCCGGUAUCACUGGGAAAGUGCAGCAGGCUCGUGGCAACGGUACCGAUGGUACGAAGCAACCGAAGAAGGAUACGUUCGGGCGUCAUGAGGCAACGACGAGCGGUGGCUGGAUGUCACCACCACAGGCGCAACCAACCAAUGACGAUAGCCUGCCGGAUGAUCUUGACGAUUCGGAGCAGGAGGAAGACUACCAGCUGCUGGUGGAAUGUAUUCAGAAGGGUAUGCGUCCGGUCGGUCCCGCAAAGGGUGGUGCACCGUUGGUCACAAACUAUCACGACGGUGAGGAGCAGUUGUCACUAACGGUGGGUGGUAUGAUGCAGCGCUCGAACCACACCAACCCGACCAAGCAAACGUCUCAUCCAAAAAACGUGCAAACUACGCCUGCGAUGUCGAAGGGUGUCGGUGCCUUCGAAGUGUCGCCAGGCGUAGGAAGCAAACAAAGCUGCUUACCAUCGGUCCGGUCAAUCAACGGUGGCCGGCGGCAGCGAGCCCCGGAAGCGAAACCGUCACCGGCGGCCCGUUCCCAAACGGAUAUGUCCGACAGCACCGACACACCCAUUUACUUCAGCCUGCCGUCAUCGGCGUCGAACACGGCCGACAGCAUCAUCGGGGUGGCACCGUCCGGCACGAUCACCGGGGCCGACAUGCGACGGGACCACGAGCGAACAGUGGCGGGGGAGGUGACCAUGUCUUCCGCCCGCACAGUCCUGAUUGGGUCUGAAAAGGAUCGGCCGGUAGGCGAGACGGCUGUAGGCGAACUCCCCAUCGAUGGUGGUUCCUGUGCGAAACACAAAAACCCGGAACGAAUGCUCCAGUCGGUUGAACGGCUUACGCAGGAGCUUGUGGCGCAGGUGGAAGAACGUCACGGGCGCACGGAACCGACCGAGAGUGGCAGAAGUGAGAGCGUUGCGACGUCUGAUUCGGCCGCAUUAGAGUUCAAGAUAGGCGAGGUGGUGACGAACAAUCAGAGUAGUUCUGGUGUGGGGUUGAACGGUUAUCUUCCGGAUAAUGCGCGGGUGGUUGAUCUGGAGGAAGGUAAUCUAGAGUGCGAAGAACCACCAUCCAUCCUGUACAAGCUGUCUAUGUCGUAUGUGCACCACGAUGUCGCUGGGCCCGGUACACACGAUUGCACUUCGCUCGCACCGAUAGAGGAGCAAACGGAUCGGGUAAAGCCCGUACGCGUGCCUUCGAACCCUGGUACGCCGAGAAUUCAAAAAAUGCAACGCGAGUCCACCAUUACCAAGGAAAUAGAUGAGGGCAAGAGUAAACCUCUUAGAGCAUCACCAGCUAAAAGCUUGAAGAAAGAGACUGAUCAGACUACAUCUAUGAAACCGGUCGUGGAAAGCGUUACAAAGGUUGUGCGCAGUCGGCAAGCUAUGACGAAGGUUGUCAUUGCAACCGGUAAAGCUAACACGAAGCCAUCACCGGGCAGCCCUGUACAUCGGCCGACGGGGAAAACGAUCUUGCCAGUGCAUUCGCAACGUGCGAGCCCGAACGUGACGGGCGCGACGAAAAAGCACCGACCGGAAGCAACGGCUCCGAGGACCCAAACGAUCAAACCGGCGGCUGGUAUCGCACGACAGGAUACGUUCGUGCUGGAUAAACCGACCCUCACGGUGCACGUUCCGAAGCCCAUGCCAAAGGCGGGUUCCACUGCGACCGAGCAACCGGGAACGGACAUUAAAAGUAACUCAACUGCUUCCAAAAUUCCUUUACCAAAGGGUGAAAAAAUUAGCAAACCGUCGAGCCGUAUCCCGCCACCGAAGCGGACACUCGCUGGCAAGCAGUCGUCCAAGUUCGGUGCGCAGAAAUCCCCCCCGGUCGGUGGCGUACUACGGAAGUAGAUGUGAGUUUUCUUUCGCAUUACAUUGAGGGUGUGUGGUGAAGGCAACCCAACCUACGUAACUCGUGUUAAGGGUAGCAAUUUAAACAUAUACUUUACUAACAAAACAUUAUCGCAAUGCUUAAUCGUUCAGCUUGUUGUGUAUGGUUUAAUUGUACGAGUGUACCAUGAUAGUUAGCCUUCGCUCUUUCCAGUUGAGAUUAGAUUAUCCCACAGAUUACGGAUGUCCAUUUAUUUAAGACGUACGUCAGACAAUUAUACAAAGCGCCCGAAAGAGUGGCGAAAAAUAGAGAUUUAAAAUGAUUUAAAACAUAUUCAUACUUAUAGCGACACAAUCUA